This is a messenger RNA of Mercurialis annua (annual mercury), 3351 nucleotides long. RefSeq lists its product as uncharacterized. The transcript is spliced from 23 exons. Lineage: Eukaryota; Viridiplantae; Streptophyta; Magnoliopsida; Malpighiales; Euphorbiaceae. Gene Ontology annotation, cellular component: chloroplast. The coding region runs from base 231 to 3092 and encodes 953 amino acids. The record is from RefSeq and is a predicted model, not a curated record. Gene Ontology annotation, molecular function: metal ion binding; D-alanine-D-alanine ligase activity; ATP binding. Gene Ontology annotation, biological process: peptidoglycan biosynthetic process.
AUUGACGACAGAUGGAAUCAUUUCUAUUAGUAUUUUAAUUAAUCAAAUACCAAACCUGUACGUAAAACUCCAAUGAAUGAAGACGAAGAUGAUUCACAUUUAGCGCCACUCUGCCGUCCGAAAUCAUAUUUUUAUUUCCGUUAUAUUCAUCGUCUGACCGGACAUCAUUUUUAUUUAGCUUCCUACUUCACUCUCAGCUUCCUCCUCCACUUUGCCGUCAUCAUUAUCCUAUGGCUUCCGCUAUUUUUUUCGCUUCUCCAACUUCAAAGCUCUCCUCCUCCUCCAGUAUCCACCGCGGCCGGAACGACGCCAUUUUCAAACUCAGAACGCCGCGUUUUGGCUUUCCUGAAAAAGUCCACGCCAGGUCUCUAACCGCUUCUAAUUUAAAUAAGAAAACGUGCUGUUGUUCAGUGCUUGGAGUUGCACGCGGCGAUGCUAAAGUGGCGGUGGAUGACCGGAGUCUUAUAGAGAAUAAAGAGGACGGGAGAGUACUUAAAGUUGGAGUGAUAUGCGGUGGUCCGUCCGCCGAACGCGGAAUUUCUCUUAAUUCUGCUCGAUCAGUUAUUGAUCAUAUUCAGGGAGAAGAUUUACAUGUAAGCUGCUAUUACAUUGACUAUGAACUCAAUGCCUAUGCUAUAUCCUCUGCUCAGGUUUAUUCGAAUACUCCGGCGGAUUUUGAUUUUAAGCUUGAAAGCCUUGCACUGAAGUUCCCAUCGCUAUCUGAAUUUGCUGAACAUCUUGCUGCUUCUGUGGAUAUUGUGUUCCCUGUUAUUCAUGGUCGAUAUGGCGAAGAUGGGGGCAUUCAGGAGCUGUUAGAAAAGUAUAAUAUUCCAUUUGUUGGCACUGGAUCAAGUGACUGUCUUCAAGCAUUUGACAAGUAUCGUGCCUCUGUGGAGCUCAGAAAACAAGGAUUCAUUACUGUACCGAGUUUUUUAGUGCAGGGAACAGAAAUGGAUGAACCUGACCUGUCUAAGUGGUUUGUGAGUAACCAAUUGGACCCUAACUCGGGAAAAGUUGUGGUGAAGCCAGCUGUAGCAGGUUCUAGCAUAGGUGUAACAGUUGCUUAUGGUGCUGCUGAUGCCCUUAAGAAGGCAAAUAGUAUAAUUUUGGAGGGGAUUGAUGAUAAAGUCCUUGUUGAAGUUUUUCUUGAGGGAGGAAGUGAGUUUACAGCCAUAAUAAUUGAUGUGGGAUCUGGCUUUGAAUGUCAGCCUGUUGUUCUAUUGCCUACUGAGGUGGAGCUUCAGUUUCAUGGCAGUUCUGAUGUAAGUGAAACAGAUCCAAUAUUCAAUUAUCGAAGAAAGUAUCUUCCGACUCAACAGGUAGCUUAUCAUACUCCACCUCGUUUUCCUGUAGAUGUAAUUAAAAAUAUCCGAGAAGGAGCAUCUCUAUUGUUUCAACGGCUUCGCCUUCGUGAUUUUGCUAGGAUUGAUGGAUGGUUUUUGCCUUCUUCCAAUGCUUUCUCUUCUUCAGAGGGGAAAUUUGGAAGGACUGAUUCGGGUACAUUAUUAUUCACUGACAUCAACCUGAUUAGUGGAAUGGAGCAGACUAGCUUUUUAUUUCAGCAAGCUUCAAAGGUUGGGUUCUCUCAUUCAAACAUUCUGCGAAGCAUCAUUUAUCAUGCUUGCUUAAGGUUUCCGAGGCUUGCUUCAAACAGAAACUUACCAGACUGUUUACCGAGAAUAUCAAAGUCUUUACAGUUAACUGAAUCAUUCAGGAAACAUGAAGGCACUCGCAAAGUUUUUGUUUUAUUUGGAGGAGACACUUCAGAGCGGCAAGUAUCUCUUAUGAGUGGAACAAAUGUUUGGCUCAACUUGCACGCAUCUGGUGAUGUAGAUGUAACUCCUUGUCUGCUUGCACCCUCUAAUGGCCAAUCUUCUGAUACUGGUUCCAGAGCAGUUUGGUCAUUGCCUUACUCUCUUGUUCUGAGACAUACUACUGAGGAAGUUCUUGAUGCCUGCCUAGAGGCAGUCGAACCAGCUCGGGCUGCUUUGACUUCCCACUUGCGCAGCCAAGUGACAAAUGAUCUCAUGGAAGGUUUGAAGAAGCAUAGUUGGUUUAAAGGAUUUGAUAUUGCUGAUGAGUUACCUACAAGAUUCUCAUUGGAGGAGUGGAUCAAGGUUGCUAAGGACGGUCGAGCAACAGUUUUUAUUGCAGUGCAUGGGGGCAUUGGUGAAGAUGGUACACUUCAGUCUUUGCUGGAGGCUGAAGGAGUUCCAUACACAGGUCCUGGUGUAUUGGCUUCAAGGACCUGUGUGGACAAAGUUGCAACUUCUCUGGCUCUUAGAAAUCUUGCAGAUUUGGGCGUUCUUACCAUAAACAAAGAAGUAUUGAAAAAACAUGAUUUGCUAAAUAUGCCUGCAGUCAAGAUUUGGGAUAACUUGACCUCAACUCUCCAGUGCGAGACAAUAUGCGUCAAACCAGCAAGGGAUGGAUGCUCAACUGGUGUUGCAAGAUUACGCUGCGCGGAGGACCUUGCCGUGUAUGUAAAAGCAUUGGAGGAUUGCCUUCUACGAAUUCCACCAAAUAGUUUGUCAAAGGAUCAUGGAAUGAUUGAGAUGCCCAGUCCUCCUCCAGAUGUCUUGAUCUUCGAACCUUUCAUCGAGACUGAUGAGAUUAUUUUUUCACCCAAAUCCACGGGUGAAAAUGCACAUCGCCUCAUGUGGAAAGGACACAGUCGAUGGGUUGAAAUAACCGUUGGUGUUGUAGGAAAACGUGGAUCCAUGCACUCACUAACUCCCAGUGUUACAGUUAAAGAAUCUGGAGAUAUUUUGUCACUUGAAGAGAAAUUUCAAGGUGGAACUGGCAUUAAUCUUACUCCUCCACCAGAAUCAAUUGUUAGUAAUGAGGUUUUGAAGCGAUGCAAACAGCGUAUUGAACUGAUUGCAAACACUCUAGAGUUAGAAGGAUUUUCUCGAAUCGAUGCUUUUCUUAAUGUGGACAAUGGAGAGGUGUUGAUUAUAGAGGUCAAUACUGUCCCUGGAAUGACUCCUUCCACCGUCCUGAUUCAUCAGGCGCUAGCAGAGCAACCACCUGCAUAUCCUCAUCAGUUUUUUCGGACGCUGCUUGAUUUGGCAUCAGAGAGAAGUGUAUAAAAUUUGUUAUGUUCAAUAAUCUCCAAGUUUUAUUAUAUCUGUUGUGUGUGUAAUUAGUGGCACUGCCAUAAAAUUUCAGAAUGUGAUUUCUGUUUGUCCACCCUUUGCAUGGCGGAUCUGAAAAAGAAAAACAGUGGGGGUCGAAUGUAAGCAAGAAACAAAGUAAUUAUAGAAAAUCCCAUAGGAAAUUUGUAAUGUUAUUUUGUGUUAAUUGUAUUUUGUUAAUUUAAUCAUCGAUCAACUUAUUUGAUGAUACUAA